Hydra vulgaris (swiftwater hydra) is the source of this 753-nucleotide messenger RNA. NCBI's taxonomy places the organism in Eukaryota, Metazoa, Cnidaria, Hydrozoa, Anthoathecata, Hydridae. The record is from RefSeq and is a predicted model, not a curated record.
AUGAUGUUAUCUUGUUUUGCAUAUAAUUGCACUCAAAGAUAUAUUAAAAGGGUUUCCUUUCAUGUUUUUCUGAAAGAUAUAGAAUUGAGGAGAAAAUGGAUACAAGUUAUGUGGAGUGAUGGUUUUACUCCUAGUAAACUGUCUAAACGUUGUGGUAAAUAUUUCACUGGUAUAAAGGAAGGAGCUAUGUCUGAGUCUACAAAACAGUUAUAUUGUCGGAUUUUACAAGAAAAGUUAAAAAGCGCUACCCACCAGAAUUAUGAAGCUUUGCUACAACACAAAGUUUCAAAGUUGCAAAUUUCUAAUACAUUUGAAACACUGAGAUCUGAACCUGAGUCUUCAUCAUCUCAACAAUCAGAAUCUAUGAUAGUGCCAUCACUAAAUCUAGCACUAGAAACUACACUACCUCAGCCACUGCCCUCUGAAUCUACACCAACAACAUCUAGUAUCAGCAUAUGUCACAAAACAUCAGCUCCGAAGUCAUCUCAAAAGUCACCUUGUCUGCAAAUAACCUUCAAUACUGCAGUAACUCAGGCUAUUCAAAAGGAAAUUCAAAAAGAGGUUGCGAAACAACUGCAAUCAGCCCAAUCACUUGGAUCAGCUUUGCAACAAAGGUUUCGUAUCCAACACGUUCACACAAAAAAAAGAAAAAAUGUAGAUGUGCCAAUAUUCAAAGAGGAGUGUCUCAACAAGCCUGAAAUACUUGAAAGGUUGAAAGAUGCUGAGAGCAAAAAAGCAGCAAAGCAAGCUUAA